GUUGUAAUAAAGGAGGUGUCGACUGUAUCACUGUAGAGAGUUGGGGGAAUGGGGAAGAGGAGUUCUACUUUUCAACACGGUUUGAGAGUGUACCACCACAGCAUCUCCGUUGGGGUACCGAAAUUUUCCAAGAAGUAGCCUCGAAAGUACAACCAUCCGCUUGUCACCAUAUCAUGUUCGAAUCAUUAUACUCACUCGCAAUCAAUUCGAGAAUCAAAUACAUAGAUUUGGCAAAGCGUCGGAUCACCGAAAACGAACAACUUUGGAGAUGAUGACGCCUUAAUGAGAUUCGCUCCUCACAGAGAGGAUGAAUUGCAGAAAAUGUUGAGCGGUAUUCCACAUCAUCUGCGGCCUCGAUUCGACCAAUGGUUUCGAAUAGUAGUGAAAGAGGAAAUUGAAUUGUCACAUAAAAACCAGGAUACAACUAGCAUGCACAGGGAAGACAAAUCUGAAUCAAGAAGCUUAGAAUUAAGGUUCUCAAACAGCAUCAUUCCCACUUUAUUCACUGGCGAUCACAUACAAGCAAUUGGAGGUGUACCUUUAGAAGUGACUUUAGUUGAAAGUCGUACCAAGGAAGCAGUGAAGUCAGGGCCUGAAGCCUCAGGAAAAGUUGAAAUACUAGUUCUUGAAGCAGAGGUUGAUGGUGUCACAGGAGAAGAUGUGAAAAAUAACAGCAUACUUGUUACGCAUAUGGAAGGCAGUAGAUCUAGUCGUGUGGAAAAUUUAUUCCUGAAUCUAAUACAAGGCACUGCUAUUUUGCCCAUGGUUUCUUUUGCACGUAAUGACAAGUGGAUGAAGAAUUCCAAACUUAGACUGGGAGCAAAGUUUGUGAAUAAUUGCAAUGGUGUUCGAGUCAAAGAAGCAAAGUCAGGGUCCUUUCUUCUCAAAGAUUGUCGCACUAAAGCAUACGCGAAGCAUUAUAUUCCAUCUCUACAUGAUGAGAUAUGGCGAUUACGUAAGGUUGACAGAAAUGGUUGUUUGGCUAAAAAUAUGGAACAGGCAGACAUUAUAACUGUGGAAGAUUUUCUUGUUCAUUUAUUUCGACAAACUCAACAUCUCAAGGAGAUAUUUGAUCAUUCAAAUCACGCAAAAAGUUGGAGGAUUACAGUGGAGCAUGCUCGAGAAUGUCCUGCUAAACUGCAGUACUGUUCUAGGGUUUUUUUCAAUGUCUCUGGUGAAGUGUUGGGAUUAUUCCAGGACAACCGUUUUCUUUCUAGUGAUAAACUCACACAGACCCAAAAGGAAGUAGCCAAGAAUUUGGUAAUUUCUGCAUUUGAGAACUGGGGGGAUGUAAUCCAUGUUGAGGAUAACCAAUUUGCUGCACAUUUCCCUCCUUGCUCUUCUAGUUCUAAUCAUGCUCGCCUUCAACUUCCAAAAACUGAACCUGUUACCUUUGGCAAGAACAUAAUAUUCCUGGAUGAUCUUGACUUGGACAUUGAUGAAACUUGUUUAUUUGGUAACAUGGUAUCUGAUGGGAAAUGUCCAGACCUAGAAUUACUACCUGAAUCUUUAAGGGGAAAGUAUAAUGAGAUCUAUAAUGGAUUUGAGAGCCUUUGCAUUUCCAAUCAGAGAAAUAGGUUGUGUAAUAGAUUGAAGAUCCUGUUUUGUGUUGUAACCUUCAAAAUAAGAUCCUUCCCUGAAAAUGGUUUAGAUGAUAUUCAUGCUCACAAGAAACCAAGAUUGUCAUAGGGAGUUGUGUGUAUAGACUAUAGACUACAGUUGCUGCCCGUUUAAGAAUGUGUGCAGUUAUACUACAGAAUAGCUGAUAUAUAGAUGACUAAUGUAUACGUCUUUCAAAGUUUUAUAGAGGUAGGGGAAAAUGGUAGAAUGACA
Lactuca virosa is the source of this 1833-nucleotide messenger RNA. The record is from the annotation of a GenBank genome assembly. Lineage: Eukaryota; Viridiplantae; Streptophyta; Magnoliopsida; Asterales; Asteraceae.